GGACAGGGAGCUGGCGAUCAGCGAGAGUGAGUUGCCAUUUUUAAAGGGCGGCGCUCUCCUGUUUAAAGACCCCGUGCGCCUCCAUUGAAGUAGGUCGUCAGCGCCAGCCAUCAUUGCCCGACCAGCUGAUUUUGUUUGGACCGAGCCAGCGACAGCGAGCCAUAGCCAGGCGAAGGUGCAAAACGUCUGCGUCGCAAUUCCAGCCACACACAUGUGUUGAGCAGCACAGCAGCAAGGGUCGGUGUCCACCCUGCAGCUUGUCGUCAGGGUCGACGUCGCCCGCUCGGCCGAGGUCGCUGCUGUUUAUUGUUGUUGUUAUCAAUCGAUGACGGCGGCGGCCAGGAGGUGCGCUCUUCACCACCCGUUUCACCCAUGGUGAAGCCCUGGUGGAUCCCGUCUUUGGGACGCAAGAAGGACCACGGCUUUUCCGCCAUGAAACAGAACUACAUUCAGCUUACGCGUGUGUUUUUAGACGAGGAAGCGAUGAUCAACAAAAAGUUGCCCAAAGAACUGAUUCUCAGGAUCUUUUCCUACCUGGAUGUGGUGUCGCUAUGCAGAUGCGCCCAGGUUUCCAAACUAUGGAACGAGCUGGCGUUGGACGGCAUGAACUGGCAGAGGAUAGACCUGUUCGACUUCCAAACCGACGUCGAGGGAAUUGUGGUGGAAAACAUUGCUCGGAGAUGUGGCGGCUUCCUGAAGACGCUCAGCCUCAGGGGCUGUCAGUCUGUGGUGGAUAGCUCUCUGAGAACAUUCGCCCAGCAGUGCAACAACAUCGAGGAGCUGAACCUAAAUGACUGCAAGAAAGUGACGGACAGCACGUGCCAGUCGCUCAGCAAAUACUGCCCAAAACUGCAACGCCUCAACAUUAAUUCCUGCUCGGCCAUCAGCGACCAGUCCUUAAAAGAUUUGUCCGAAGGCUGCCACCAACUGACUCACAUCAACAUCUCGUGGUGUGACCACAUAACUGAAAGUGGCGUGGAAGCUUUGGCCAGAGGCUGCAGGAAAAUAAAGGUUUUCAUCGCCAAAGGGUGCCCAAACAUCACAGACAGAGCCGUCAUGACGUUAGCUCACCUGUGUCCUAAUAUGGAGGUCAUUAACUUGCACUCCUGCUCUAGUUUAACUGAUGAUGCAGUUCAACAACUGGCCGAGAAUUGUUUGAACAUCAGGUACCUCUGCUUAUCCGGCUGCCCCAAUCUGACAGACACCGCUUUGAUGACGCUUGCCCAGCAUUGUCAAGCGCUCAGCACGCUGGAGGUGGCCGGAUGCUCGCAGUUUACAGACGCUGGAUUCCAGGCUUUGGCCAGAAGUUGCCAUUUAAUGGAGAAAAUGGACUUGGAGGAGUGCUCAUUAAUUACAGAUGCAACAAUCAUUCAUUUAGCUAUGAAUUGCGCUCGCCUUGAGAAACUAAGUCUGUCCCACUGUGAACUGAUCACGGACGAAGGCAUCCGGCAUUUGAGCACCUCGCAGUGUGCUGCCGAGAACUUGACUGUGCUGGAACUCGACAACUGCCCCUUCAUCACGGAUGCCUCCCUGGAUCACUUGAUUUCCUGCUACAACUUGCAGAGGAUUGAGCUCUAUGACUGCCAGCUCAUAACCAGGGCUGGAAUCCGAAGACUAAGAAACCACUUGCCUAACAUCAAGGUGCACGCCUAUUUCGCCCCCGUGACCCCACCACCGGCCUCAGGAGCGACGCGACAGCGGUAUUGUCGCUGCUGCGUGAUUUUGUGAGCUUGGAUUCUGCGCCGUCGAGAAGACGACGAGGAGUCGUGACACGGCGGCCGCGCACGGACUGAAAAAAGACUGAUUUCUCGGGAGUGAGGGCUCGUUUGAUCAUCGACACAGUGAUAGCGGCAAUCCAGGCGGGAGUCACAGAUCUGAGACCACGCGGAUUUUAGAAAAUGUGAUACACAACAAAAAAAAGAAAACACACCCACACGUAUUAGGCGGAGGAUUGCGUUAGCCGCGCUGAUUUUACAGCAGCUACACCAUUUUUCAUUCUGUUGAAUGCCAGCAAACACGUUUUUGUAAUAAAAUAUCAUGGAAUGUUUCUAGCACUUGUAAAUCGAGUACCGAUCAUCUUGAUAAUAACUGUAUAAAACUUCUCUUCACUUAUCUAUCUUUUGUAAGAAAUCGCUUCUUUAGUCAUUGUCACUGUAUAUUACAGGCAAAUUGAUCAGCGUUUUGCUACGGUCUUAACUCUUUCGUUUCACGUAUCACUGUACUGCUGCUGCAUCACUUUGAUGGUUUCAUUAUCGCCUUACGGACAGACCAAAAAUAUCAAAGCUAUAUUAUAUUUAUUUUUCGUGGUAUUGUGUAAAGCGGUCACCUUAUUAUUUGCUAAUUACGAUAACAUUGCAUUGCUGGUGCGUUUUGAUUUUUUUAACAUGUCAAAAACGUUAGUUAUUUUCAUAUUUAUUAUAUCUCGUAUUUUUGGUUAGGUGGAUUUAAUUAUUUAUUUUCCAACUUGAAAUUUCUUGAAACUGUGAUGAUGCUAACUCCUUUUGGUAACCACUGAAAUUGUAAACGUAUAAUUCAUGUACUUGCUGUCACGUUGGGUGUACAUUUACAUUUCCUUUUGCAAAGGUUUUAUAGCAAUUAAAAAAGAAAACUAGACGAGGAGAUCCAAAUAAUCAGUCCCUUGCCCUCAUGCGCAGUGAACUAGUGUUUUGUACAACCAAAACAGAGCAGAGAGUGCUGUUUAAUGUUAUUAUCAAGUUCUGAUUCAAUGAUCUAUUAAAUGUUGCUGCAUAGUGCUAUGGCCACAUCGUCUAAGAUAAUAGCAGACUCGAGAAAAGUUUUGACUCCUGUCUAAAAUUUCAGUUUGAUACGAGCACUCUGCUUGGGCUUGCAUCCUAACUUGUUGCCUAGACAAGAAGUGUCUCAAGUAAAAUAGAGAGAAGAUUUUAUGUUCCAUUUUUAUCAACUCACACAACAUGCAGUUAAAAAUAAAAAAUAUAAUCGAGUCCAUUCUGCCAAUUUUGAUAAAUAAUAUCAUUUCUUUAAAAAGGACGCUGGCAGAUGAAUUGUUGCAAAUUAAUUGAUUCCCUCUGUGAUGAUAUUUAAUGUUUAGGUACGUACUAGGUUAUGGCCAGAUUAUUUGUUGCAUCUCUUAAACCAUAAAGCAUAACAUAAUGAACGUAGCAAGCGGUUUUGAUGAUGGUUUGGAGCUUAUUAAUGAAAUGUGUACAUCUUAAAUGUGUAUGUCAGGCACAUUUUAAAUUAAAUAAUAUAUGCGUGCAUUUUAAUACUGGCGUUAGAGGAGUGUGUCGUGUAUAUAAAAUCUAUAAUACUACACUGAAGGGCAAAAUAAUUUUUUAUAUAUGUGCGCGCGUAUGCAAGCAUACAAGCGAAACAACCUAUGAUUGUAUCAAAAAGUCACGAAAACAAUAAAAAUGCUGGAAGUUCAUUUUAAUGUGUCUAAAGAAAAACAUUUAAAAGGAAA
Molecule: messenger RNA, 3442 nt
Organism: Cloeon dipterum
Lineage: Eukaryota; Metazoa; Arthropoda; Insecta; Ephemeroptera; Baetidae
Product: F-box/LRR-repeat protein 20
Exons: 12
Coding region: 373-1728 (451 amino acids)
Biological process (GO): SCF-dependent proteasomal ubiquitin-dependent protein catabolic process
Cellular component (GO): SCF ubiquitin ligase complex
Molecular function (GO): protein binding
Source: RefSeq, a predicted model, not a curated record